AUGCAAGCGUUUUCAAAUCAUCCUACCGGGCUACUUCCGGUUGAGGAAAACUACGAUCCGAACAAACCGUCGAUCAAGGAGUUCUACGCCGGGAGGGACAUCUUCAUAACGGGCGGGACGGGUUUCAUGGGUAAGGUGUUGAUCGAGAAGUUGCUGCGGUCCUGUAGCGGACUGAAUCGUAUAUUUAUCCUGUUGCGAGAGAAGAAAUCCAAGACCACUAAUGAUCGUCUUCGGGAGAUUCAGGAACUACCGCUGUUCGAGGUGCUGCGUAGACAAGAUCCCAACGCCUUGAGCAAGAUGAUCCCGAUCAAGGGCGAUGUGUCGCAGCUGGAAUUGGGAAUGUCAGACGAGGACAGAAAACGGAUGAGUGAGGUUUCGGUGAUCUUCCACGUGGCGGCUAACGUUCGAUUUGACGACCCGCUGAAGGAUGCCAAUCUUUGCGUAAUGAUGCAUGUUUCGACGACCUACUCCAACCCGGACAAAUAUAUUAUUGAGGAGAAGAUCUAUCCUCCGUACGCGGAUUGGGAGAAGACCAUCAAACUGGCCGAAGAAAUGGACACGCAAACGCUUGGAAACCUUUGCCCCGAAGUACAUGGGAAUGUUGCCGAACACUUACGUGUUCACCAAAUCCUUGGCCGAGCAUAUUCAUCAACGACUACCGGGACAGGCUGCCGUUGA
Messenger RNA from Aedes aegypti (yellow fever mosquito), 678 nucleotides. RefSeq names its product putative fatty acyl-CoA reductase CG5065. The transcript is spliced from 4 exons. Gene Ontology annotation, biological process: long-chain fatty-acyl-CoA metabolic process. Gene Ontology annotation, molecular function: alcohol-forming very long-chain fatty acyl-CoA reductase (NADP+) activity. Gene Ontology annotation, cellular component: peroxisome. NCBI's taxonomy places the organism in Eukaryota, Metazoa, Arthropoda, Insecta, Diptera, Culicidae. Bases 1 to 678 code for a protein of 225 amino acids. The record is from RefSeq and is a predicted model, not a curated record.